ACUGAGCUGCUGAGGUGAGGAGCGCGCAGCUGCACGCGCUGACAGACCACGGUGCUUCCUGUCCAUCACUCGCGGCGGUUCUUCAGCUUUUUGUUGUUUUUGCUGCUCUGCAGAAAAGAAGUGUACUUGAUCAUUUGUUUCCUGUCCGAGCCGCUGCUUAUCUAAGAUGAAGGCUGUUACUCCAGUCCGCCCCCAGGACUCCUCCUCCUCCUCCUCCUCCUCCUCCUCCAGCAGCCAGCCCUCCCUGCACUAUCUGUCGAAGCAGAGCCUGAACAUCUCCCGGUGCAGGAUGGAGGAGGAGGACGUGCUGUGCCUGCAGUACGACAUGAACGACUGCUACAGCCGGCUCAAGCGCCUCGUGCCCACCAUCCCGCAGGAUAAGAAGGUCAGCAAAGUGGAGAUCCUCCAGCAUGUCAUAGACUACAUCCUGGACCUGCAGCUGGCCCUGGAGGCGCACCCUUCUCUUCAGAAGCAGCAGCGGACCGGGACCUGCCCCCCUCCAGCCUCCAACCCCGGCAGGACGCCCCUCACGGUGCUCAACAUCGACCACCACCAGAGGACAUCAAUAAUGAAAAAACCAGAGGACUCGAUUUUAUGCCGCUGAGACAUCAGCACUGCACCGGUGUGCACGCUGCGCAGAGACGCUCCAAAGCCAGCAGCAAAGCUUCGCCCGGGACGCACACCCAACUGGAGGCACAAUCACACGGGGAUUGCAAAACCACUGGGAGGAAUGAAACUCAAAUAAAAUCACGUCAUUUAAACUUUUCCCACCUUUUUUUUUUUAAUUCCCACUGAACAAGGACUCAGUGCCGACAUCUUAUGUCAUUUUAUUACUUAUUUCUCAAAAUAAUCGGAGUCCUUCACAAUAAGAAGUUUUUCUCUGACGUUGCUGGAACACCAUUUACGAAAGCGUUUGUGCAUAACUAGAGCAGUUUCAAGCUGUUCUCACCUGCAGCGUUCUGAGCAUCUGCUGGUCCAACAGAUGACCUGCUGCCGUCCCACGUGUCUCAAAUGUUUCAUAAUGUAAAGAACAAUUCUGAUUCGAGACCAUUAAGAUUGUAAAUAUAGAGACAAGCGUUCUAUGUGAAAGGAAGACUUAUAUGCUAAAAAAUGGACUAUUGUAAUUAUAUUUUUUAUCAGAACUUGUUUUUGUUUGUUUGUUUGGUUGCAGUAUGUUGUAAAUAUUGUGUUUCCGCCUCGGUGAAUGAACAUGCUUCUGCUCUAAUGUCCUCACAACAUGAGAUCAACUCCUCACAGUGUUUUUGAACUACGGUAGUUUGAAAUGUAGCAUGUGGGCUCACGGCAGAGGCUGUGGAUGUGAAGCGGCCCUCAGUACGUGGUGGAGCUGCACAGCUUUUGUACUUAUUAACUCCGACAGCUUCGACCUGCUCGGCACCGUGGACUUUUGGAACUUGGCAACAACAACAACAAAAAAAAAAGGAUAGGAGGUGGUUUGAUUUGAUUCUGUGAAGUUGCACUCGUGUUAAAAUGAAGAGGACUUCUGAUUCUGUUCACAGAAAACAAGAAAAAUCAUAAAGUCUGAGUUUGUCCUUGACAAGUUCAUCACUGACACGUGGAAAUCAUUGUUGAAUUACUGUCCGUGCAUUAAACCUCUCUGCAGCGUUAAGGCUGAUCUGAACUUACUUCCCUAUUGAAGGGACAACAGCUAUUAUUAAUGUAAAGAUAAAGCCUUUAAUUUUCACAUUCAACGCCGACUUUACCUCACCGCCCUCCUGCCAGUGCGAGGGGGCACGUGUGCACUGUUGGACUGGACCACUGGCUUGUGAGGAGUUGUCAAAACAAUUAAAAGUUUCCAGGAA
Molecule: messenger RNA, 1820 nt
Organism: Nematolebias whitei (Rio pearlfish)
Lineage: Eukaryota; Metazoa; Chordata; Actinopteri; Cyprinodontiformes; Rivulidae
Gene: id4
Product: inhibitor of DNA binding 4
Exons: 3
Coding region: 167-604 (145 amino acids)
Biological process (GO): circadian regulation of gene expression; negative regulation of transcription by RNA polymerase II; cell differentiation
Cellular component (GO): cytoplasm; nucleus
Molecular function (GO): transcription regulator activity; protein dimerization activity
Source: RefSeq, a predicted model, not a curated record